Rotaria sp. Silwood2 is the source of this 1140-nucleotide messenger RNA. Lineage: Eukaryota; Metazoa; Rotifera; Eurotatoria; Philodinida; Philodinidae. The record is from the annotation of a GenBank genome assembly.
AUGGGAAUUGGUAGCAGCCAGAGUUCCACAACUGAUGAACCUGAGGAGGAAAAGAAUACUAAUGCUGUAAAAAAUGUUCACGAACCUCUUAGUGAACUUUAUCAAGCAUGUCGCGAAAAUCGAAUUGAAGAUGUCGAGCGUCUCCUCGAGACUGCAACAUUAAAUGAGAUUAAUCGCAUUGAGCUACAUGGAAGCACAGCACUGCCCGCAACUGCAUUUUAUGGUCACGCAGAAAUUGUUCAAUUGCUGUUAGAAAAAGGUGCUGUUAGAACAUUACGCAACAAUUACGGGCAUACACCUUAUGAAGAAGCUGAUACAUCCAAUAUUAAACGUCUAUUCGAACGGGUAACGAAAACGAAUCGUUUUUAUAGUUUCUCUGCAUCCUUGGAAUGGGUAAUUAUCGACCCGACAGCUGAUCGUAGCGCAUGCAAAUAUAAGAGAAAUGAAGCACAAUGGUUUGAUGAUGUGUGCUUGAAAGGUGGCCAACACUUUUUGGCCGAUAUUAAGCGUUAUGUCAAUGUAAAUCUUAUGAAUAUUAAAGGUGUAAAUGAGAUUGCCUUUUUUAUUCAACAGGCAACGAAAGAAAACAGUGUUGAAUCUCUUUUGAAAGCUUAUACGGCAGAAACAGAUUUCUACAAUUUUAUCAAUGCUGAUUUAUCGUCGAUUCCUAAGGUCAAUUUUGCUAAGAAUGAUGAUGAACAAUCCAGAGAUGAGCAUUUUCGCUAUUGGCACGAUCCGGGUGGUUAUGUAGGGAUUAUUGCUCAUCAUCCACAUCUUGAAAAAUAUUCAUUUACCGGUACAGCAUAUCGCGGCAUGAAUAUGUCCGAAGAAGAUAUUACAAUGUACAAGGUGAAUACUUUAUUGCUAAAUAAAGCAUUUUUGUCAGCGUCCACCGAACGGAAAGUGGCUGAAAAUCUUGCCACUAGACAUCCACUCCGACAAAAUACAAGUCGACCUAUUAUGAAAUAUCCGACUUUGUGUACAUAUAAAAUUCGAAAUCAACGUACAGCACUGUUUAUCGAAAAAAUAUCCGAAUAUCCACACGAGAAAGAAGUAUUGAUUACACCUCGUGCUGCAUUUCGGGUGAUUUCUAUUAGAAAACAUCGAUGGACAUAUGAUGAAAUCAUAGUCAAAAAUUAA